GUUGCAAACUGCAAAGUUGUCAGGAAGCUAACCUGUUAGCUGUAUACUUAUCAAACUUAAACAGUGGCUUUUUAGGACAUUUGUUUUAAACCAACUUGGUCGGAAAAGCCGACUGAAACUGAAAUAUUUUAGGUACCGAUAGAAAUAGUCAAAAUGUAAAGAUAAAGUAACGUUAUUCUUGUCUUCAUAUCAAAGACUGACAUCUUGGCCUUCGACUUCAGACUCGGAACAAUUUUGAACAUCUGGCUGCUCUCCAGUGUCUGCAGCCUAAUAGCGCUUGGUUUUGGAAACGGAGCCAGACAGCGUUGUGGUAAAAAGAGUGUAGGCAGCCACUCGCUGCCUCACUAUGGCUGACCCUGAGACUCCUCGCAAAGGGGGAAAGGGUUCUACAAAGUCCAAGCGCUCCGGUUCGGGGAAGGGCCGGAAGGGGAAAGCAGCGGGGUCCACACCAGCGUCUGAGGAGGCGUCCACACAGCAGCCACAGAAUGAAGAAGAAUUGGGCAGUGCAGAUGAAACUCAAGCAGCCGGUGACAUAAUGGCAUCAGCCGGUCCAGAGGAGGAGCCGGACGCAUACACCGUGAGCCUGAGGGAUCUGUUUAAGACGCGGGUGGCGAUCGGCGGCGUGACGGAGGCCUCCUGGAAGGACGAGCACAACCAGGCGCUGGACACGUUCGUCGCCGAUGUGACCGUCAAGCUGCUCGUCGUGUACGUGGACACGUUCGCCGGCCUGAAGACGGGGUUCUCCAUGCCUCCACAGGCGAUCGACCAGCUGGCCUACUUCAUCCGCGCGGAGGGCACCGUCAUCCAGCCGGAGACGUUCGAAGGCACAGUGCAGUUUGGGAUGAUGCAUGGCGCUGCCAGCGAGAGCCUGCUGCGCCUCAUGAACGCCGUGUUCGCGCCCAACGCCACCCUCAGCAACGCCUGGCCCGAGAGCAUCAAAAACAACUACCUGGGCCACAUGCACCGCUUCCUCACCACACUCACAGAUGCCCGCUUCAAGCUGUCAGGCAACACUGUGCUCUACGUCCCCAUGGAGGCCAUGCAGUGCACCCCUGAGGAGGCUGCCAAGGACAAGGAGCUUGUGCAGAGAUUGGAAAUGGUGAUGAUCCACUGGACGCGUCAGAUCAAGGAGGUGCUGAACGCCCAGGAGACGGUGGAGACGGGCGACACCGCCGGCCCCCUGGAGGAGCUCUCCUUCUGGAGCAGCCGCUGCUCCGACCUGUCGGGCAUCAGCCAGCAGCUGCAGCAGCCCGGCGUCACACACAUACACACCGUGCUGCAGAUCUGCAAGUCCUCCUACGUCGCCCCCUUCUGCAAGCUGGCCAAGCAGAUCCAGGAUGGCUCGAUGCAGGCGCAGUCCAACCUGUCCUUCCUGUCUCUGCUGAGGGAGCCGUGCGAGGAGCUGGCCCAGCUCAAGCCCAGCCAGUUGGCCCCCAAGCUGGUGCACAUCCUCAACCUGAUCCGCGUCAUCUGGGUCAACUCCAUCUACUACAACACCCGAGAGAGGCUCACCGCCCUCUUACGCAAGAUGAGUAAUGAGAUCAUCAGGCUGUGCUGCAGAGAGAUCUCGCUGGAGCGCAUCUUCCAGGGCUACAUGGUCUCCAGCAAGCAGACCCUCCAUGAUUGCAUCCAAUGCUGCCUGGCCUGGAGAGAUCUGUACCUGCACUCUUCACAGCUUCACCACAAAUACUCUGCCACGGGAUGGGUACUGGACCAGACUAGCAUCUUUGCGUUGGUGGAUGCCUUCGUUCAGCGGUGCAAAGACCUUUUGGAGGUGUGUGACUGCCAGCAGCAGUUUGCCCGGCGCGAGGAGGGCGAGCAGAUGCCACUGCCGUGCUUCGCGGGGCGCCAGGGGACGGAGGUGACGCGCAGCCUGCUCGAGAUGGAGGCCACCUUCGACAAGAGCCUCCAGAUCCUGCGCACCGUGCGCAAGGGCAUCCUGGACGUCAAGAACACCUCCUGGCACGACGACUACAACAGAUUUCGUGCAGGGGUGAAGGACCUGGAGGUGAUGAUGCAGAAUCUGAUCAACUCAGCCUUUGAGACAACGAAUACGGUGGAGGAGGGCGUUCAGCUGAUCGAUGUGUUCCAGCACCUGUCUGGCCGAGAGGCCAUCAAGCGCACCAUUGACCGUAAGACAGUGGACGUGUACAGCCUCUUCAAUAAGGAGCUCAACCUGGUCAACAAGGAGCUGAGCCGCAAGACCUUCCACCUGCCUGCCCACAUGCCCAAGAACGCCGGGCAUGCCCACUGGGCACGUGCCCUCCGCCGCCGUAUCGACAAGCCCAUGGAGGUGUUGCAGAAGGCCCACUUCAUGCCCCAGAUUGGCAGCGGUGAGGAGGUGUGCCUGGCCCACGCCCAGCUGGUGCAGACGCUGGACGAACUGGUGCGGCGCAUCUUCAGCGAGUGGAGCCAGUCCCUGGACCGCCAGAGCCUCAAGCGCCUCGACCAGCCCCUCAUGGUGCGCAGUCGGGACCGCAAUGGCAUGCUGGACAUCAACUUCGACAGGGGCCUGUUGAACAUGUUCAAUGAGAUCCACUACUGGGAGCGUCUGCUGUUUGAGAUCCCGCACUACGUGUCCGAGGUGUACCAGCGUCGCGAGGAGCUACGCAACCUCAGAGAGAACGUGCUGCUGGUGGUGCGCGACUACAACAGGAUUAUCUUGGCUCUGUCUCCUGAAGAGCUGAAGCUCUUCAAAGAGCGGAUCCGCUUCCUGGAUAAGAAGAUCCAGCCUGGGCUCUCCAAAAUCCUCUGGUCCACCAAAGGGGCCUCUAGCCAGUUCAUCAAUGACUGCCGGCUACAUUCCAGCAAGGUGCAGCUGAUAGUGGACGAGUAUAAGUUGGCUAAGCUGGCGAUCGGCAGGUACUGCGUGACCAUGAGUGAGCUGCUGCUGGUGCGUGUGGACGGCAGGACGGUGUACCGCGAGGCCGAGCUGGAGCAGGACCAGCAGGCCCACAAGCAGAGCCAGCUCGGCCGCCUGAAGGCCGCGCACCAGGACAUCGUGACCAUCAUGGGCAGAGUCUAUGAGACCUUCCGUCAGGACGGACCUGAGGUGCAGCAGCACUGGGUGACGUUCACUGAGCACAUGGACAGCAUGGUGGAGGAGGCUCUGCGCCUCAACAUUAAGCGCUCGCUGCAAGAGCUCUCUAAAGCCAUCAACGGAGACAGCAAGACCUCCCCUAACCCUCUGUUCAGGGUGCAGGUGGUGCUGAGACAGGGAGCCCUCUGCACCACGGAGCAGGUGGAGUUCUCCCCUACCCUGCAUAAGCUGGCUGAGCUGGUGAACAGUAUCAGCCCGCAGCUCAUCAGCACCAUCUCAGUGUUCCAGCGCCUACCUGACCUGCUGACACGUCGACGCUCACAGAGGAAGCCUGUACACACCAUCAUUGAGCAAGACGAGGAGGUGUGUAAGAUCCAGGCGGCCAUUGCUGCGGGGAUGACGGCCAACGCCGCUCACCUGCAGGCCUACCUGAAGACGUGGGACAAGCACCGGGAGAUCUGGGAGAUCAACAAAGACCUCUUCAUCCGCCGUUACCAGCGCCUCAACCCCCCCGUGUCGUCAUUUGAUGCUGACAUUGCCAGGUACACGGAGGUGGCGAAUAACGUGCAGAAGGAGGAGACGGUGCUGAGUGUGCAGUUUGUGCUGCUGGACUGCGCGCCGCUCAAGUUCUCGCUCGUGCAGCACUGCAACGAGUGGCAGGGCAAGUUCACCCAGCUGCUCAGCCUCAUGGCCAGCACACGGCUCAGGGAGCUGCACACCUUCCUUCAAGACAACGCACACAGGCUCAGUCAGCCUCCUCAAACACUGGUGGAGCUGGCAGACAGCCUGAAGCGGUUGGAGACGCUGCAGGGAGACCUGGGUAAGAUCGAGAGCCAGAUCCCCCCCAUCCACGAGCAGUUUGCCAUCCUGGAGAAGUACGAGGUCACUGUGGACCAGUCGGUGCAGGAGCUGCUGGAGGCUUUGAAUGGCGAGUGGGUCUGGUUCCAGGAGGUGGUGAUUGACAGCGACAUCAUGCUGAAGAAGCACAAAGACAAGUUCAAGAGCGGCCUCAUCUUCUCUGCCGAGGAGUUCAAGAAGAAGAUGCAGGCCUCCGUGCAGGACUUCAACAACACAGGUCCCUUCAAUAGUGCCGUGGGCUCUGGGGCAGCUCUGCAGCAGGUGGAAUCUCUCUGUACGCAGCUGCGGACACUGAAAGAGGAGGAGAGUGGCAUCCGCAAUGGUCUGAGCAUGUUCAAGAUCGAGCAGCCGAUCUCCAAAGACAUCCAGACCCUGGAGAAGGACCUGGACUCCCUGCAGCAGGUGUGGGAGAUCACGCAGCAGUGGGAGCAGCACUGGGACGAGUGGAAGGUGGGCCGCUUCAGCACCCUGGAGACGGAGAGCAUGGAGAGCACCGCCCAGGCCCUCUUCAAGACGCUCACCAAGCUCAGCCGCGAGCUCAAGGAUAAGCAGUGGGAGAUCGUUGAGACAUCCAAGGGCAAGAUCAGCCAGUUUAAGACGACCAUACCCCUCAUCACAGACCUGCGAAAUCCAGCCAUGAGAGAGAGGCACUGGAAUCAGAUCCGGCAUGAGGGGCAGUGUGCGUUUGACCAGACGAGCGAUGACUUCACCCUGGAGAGGAUCGUGGCGCUGGGGCUGGACCAGUACGCCGAGCGCAUCUGUGAGAUCUCAGGCGCCGCCAGCAAAGAGCUCUCCAUCGAGCAGUCACUGGAGAGCAUCACCCACACUUGGGAGGAGAUAUGCCUCGACAUCGCCCCGUACAAAGACAAAGGUCACCACAGGCUGAGGGGCACAGAGGAGGUGUUCCAGGCCCUGGAGGAAAACCAGGUGACCCUGUCCACCAUGAAGGCGUCUCGGUUCGUGCGUGCGUUUGAGAAGGUGGUGGACUACUGGGAGCGCAGCCUGUCCUUGGUGCUGGAGGUCAUUGAGAUGAUUCUCACCGUGCAGAGGCAGUGGAUGUAUCUGGAGAACAUUUUCCUGGGAGAGGAUAUCCGCAAGCAGCUUCCCAAGGAGUCCACGGAGUUCGACGACAUCAACUCCAGCUGGAAGACCAUCAUGGAUCGCCUGCACAAGGACAACAACGCCCUGAGAGGGACUCACCACCCAGGUCUCCCUGAGAAGCUGUCGGAGAUGAACAGCAAGCUGGAGGAGAUCCAGAAGUCACUGGACAUGUACCUGGAGACCAAGCGGCAGAUAUUCCCCCGCUUCUACUUCCUGUCCAAUGACGACCUGCUGGAGAUCUUGGGCCAGUCGCGCAACCCAGAGGCCGUGCAGCCACACCUCAAAAAGUGCUUCGACAACAUCAAGAGUCUACGCAUCGGCAAGGUCGGGAUCAGCGGUAGUAAGUCAGAGGCUAAUGGCAUGUUCUCUGCUGACGGGGAGUAUGUGGAGUUCACCCACCCAGUGCUCCUGGAAGGGCCUGUAGAGGCAUGGCUCUGUGAUGUGGAGCGCACCAUGCGCUGGUCCCUGAAGGACUCCCUAAAGAACUGCCGCAUGGCCCUCAUCAAGAUGACAGGAAAGAGGGACAAAUGGGUGAAGGACUGGCCUGGCCAGAUGGUCCUCACUGCCAGUCAGAUCCAGUGGACCACAGAUGUCACCAAGGCUCUCCUGACCAGCAAAGAAAGAGGAGACAAAUCUGCCCUCAAGUCCAUGAAGAAGAAACAGGUGUCCAUGCUGAAUCGUUACUCUGAGGCCAUCCGGGGGAACUUAUCCAACAUCAUGCGCCUCAAGAUUGUCGCCCUGGUUACGGUGGAGGUGCACGCGCGUGAUGUCAUCGACAAGCUGGCUAAGGCAGGCUGCUGUGAUGUCAACGCCUUUGACUGGCUUUGCCAGCUCCGCCUCUACUGGGAUAAGGAAGUGGACAACUGCAUCAUCAGGCAGACUAACACCCACUUCGCGUACGGCUAUGAAUACCUGGGCAACUCAGGCCGUUUGGUCAUCACCCCCCUCACAGACAGGUGUUUUAUGACCCUGACCACGGCUCUUCACCUGCACCGCGGCGGAUCCCCCAAGGGUCCGGCUGGCACGGGUAAGACGGAGACGGUGAAGGACCUGGGCAAAUCGCUGGGCAUGUACGUCAUCGUGGUCAACUGCUCCGAGGGCUUGGACUUCAAGUCCAUGGGCCGCAUGUACUCUGGCCUGGCACAGACAGGCGCGUGGGGCUGCUUUGAUGAGUUCAACCGCAUCAACAUCGAGGUGCUGUCAGUAGUGGCCCAGCAGAUCCUCUCCAUCCUGUCGUCGCUCUCGGCCGGCGCCACCUCCUUCAUCUUCGAGGGUCGCGAGAUACGCCUCGUCUGGUCCUGUGGCAUCUUCAUCACCAUGAACCCCGGCUAUGCUGGGCGCACUGAGCUGCCUGACAACCUGAAGUCCAUGUUCAGGCCCAUCUCUAUGGUGGUACCAGACUCCACUCUCAUCGCUGAGAUCAUCCUUUUCGGCGAGGGCUUCAACAACUGCAAGGUGCUGGCUAAGAAGGUGUUCACGCUGUACUCUCUGGCCGUGCAGCAGCUCUCUCAGCAGGACCACUAUGACUUUGGGCUGCGCGCCCUCACCUCGCUGCUCCGCUACGCCGGCAAGAAGCGCCGCGUCUGCGCCGACGUUGCCGACGAAGAGAUCCUGCUGAUGUCAAUGAAAGACAUGAACAUCGCUAAGCUCGCCUCCAUCGACGUGCCGCUCUUCAGCGCCAUCGUCCAAGAUCUCUUCCCCGGCGUAGACACCCCCACCAUCGACUAUGGCCAACUGAAGGAGAUGAUUGAGAAGGAGCUGCGUGCCAGCGGCCUGCAGGUGACGCCCUUCACCGUGAUGAAGAUCAUCCAGCUGUACGAGACCAAGAACUCACGCCACUCCACCAUGAUCGUGGGCAAGACGGGCAGCGGCAAGAGUAUCACCUGGAAGACCCUCCAGAGCACCCUGUCCUCACUGCACCGCAAGGGAGAGUCCGGAUUCAACCACGUCCGCGAAUGCCCCCUGAACCCCAAGGCAGUGAGUCUGGGCGAGUUAUACGGCGAGUACGACCUCUCAACCAACGAGUGGACAGAUGGCGUACUGUCCUCCCUGAUGAGGAACGCUUGUGCAGACGAGAAGCCCGAUGAGAAGUGGAUUGUGUUUGACGGGCCGGUGGACACGCUGUGGAUUGAGAGCAUGAACUCUGUGAUGGACGACAACAAGGUGCUGACGCUCAUCAACGGAGAGAGGAUCUCCAUGCCUGAUCAGGUUUCUCUGCUUUUUGAGGUGGAGGACCUGGCAGUAGCCUCCCCAGCCACCGUGUCUCGUUGUGGGAUGGUUUACAACGACUACUCUGACUUGGGCUGGAAGCCUUAUGUCAGGUCCUGGAUGGACAAACGAAAGAAGGUGGAGGUGGAGCACCUGCAGCGCCUGUUUGAUGCGUACACAGAGAAGACUCUGCUGUUUAAGAAGGGCAACUGUAAGGAGCUGGUGCCCAUCACUGAGCUCAACGGUGUCAUGUCCCUGUGCAAGCUCUACGACACGCUGGCCACCUUAGAGAACGGGGUGAACCCUCAGGACUCGGAGCACUACGGCCGCAUGGUGGAGCUGUGGUUCCUGUUCAGCCUCAUCUGGUCGCUGUGUGCCUCAGUGGAUGAAGAUGGACGUAAGAAGAUCGACAACUUUCUCCGCGAGCUGGAGGGAACCUUCCCUAAUAAGGACACCAUCUAUGAGUACUAUGUGGAAACCAAGACCAAGGGCUGGGCGCCAUUCGAGAACAAGCUGCUCCAAAGCUGGCGGUACCCUGCCAACGCUCCCUUCUAUAAGAUCAUGGUGCCCACUGUGGACACGGUGCGUUACAACUUCCUGGUGCAGGCGCUGGUGGGCAGCCAGUACCCAGUGCUGCUGACCGGGCCGGUGGGCACGGGCAAGACCUCGGUGGCCCAGGGGGUCCUGCAGGCCCUCAACCCCACCAAGUGGACCACGCUCACCGUCAACAUGUCCUCACAGACCACCUCUGAUAACGUGCAGGCCAUCAUAGAGAGCCGCGUGGAGAAGCGUACUAAGGGGGUUUACGUGCCGGUGGGGGGGAAGCGCAUGCUGGCCUUCCUGGACGACCUGAACAUGCCGGCGGUGGAUGACUUCGGCUCCCAGCCCCCCCUGGAGCUGCUGCGCCUCUGGAUCGACUACGGCUUCUGGUACGACCGCCAGAAGCAGACCCUCAAGUGCGUCAAGGACAUGUACCUGCUGACCUCGAUGGGGCCCCCUGGUGGUGGGAGGACUCAUAUCUCUGGGCGCCUGCAGAGCCGCUUUAACCUCAUCAACAUGACCUUCCCUGCGGAGUCUCAGAUCAAGCGUAUCUAUGGCACCAUGAUAAACCAGAAGCUGCAGGAGUUUGAGGAGGAGGUGAAGCCCAUCGGGGGCAUCCUGACUCAGGCCACGCUGGAGCUCUACUACGCCAUCGUCGCCCGCUUUCUGCCCACGCCCGCCAAGAUACACUACCUUUUCAACCUCAGGGACAUCUCUAGGGUGUUCCAAGGCUUGCUUAGAGCCCACAGAGACUUCCACGACACCAAACAAAGCAUCACUCGCCUUUGGAUCCAUGAGUGCUUCAGGGUGUUCUCCGACCGGCUGGUGGACCAGGCAGACAUGGAGGCGUUUGUGGCGCUGCUGACAGACAAACUGGGCUCUCUGUUUGAGCAGACCUACCACAACAUCUGCCCCAACAAACAGCAACCCAUAUUCGGUGACUUCCUGAGGGAACCGCGCGUGUACGAGGACCUGCUGGACUUCAAGGCCCUGAAGAGCUUCAUGGAGACCCAGCUGGAGGACUACAGCCUGACCCCCGGCGUGGUGCCCAUGAGCCUGGUGCUCUUCCGCGACGCCAUCGAGCACGUGACGCGUGUGGUGCGUGUAAUCAGUCAGCCACGGGGCAACAUGCUGCUGGUGGGGAUCGGAGGCUCCGGGCGCCAGAGUCUCGCCCGCCUGGCUGCCUACACCUGCGAAUACCUGCUCUUCCAGGUGGAGGUCACGAAGCAGUAUCGCAAGCAGGAGUUCAGAGAAGACAUAAAGAGGUUGUACCGCAUGGCGGGAGUGGACAACAAACCCACGGUGUUCCUGUUCAACGACACACAGAUCGUGGACGAGUCCUUCCUGGAGGACAUCAACAACAUCCUCAGCUCCGGGGAGGUGCCCAACCUCUACAAGUCCGAUGAGUUUGAGGAGGUCCAAAGUGCUCUAUCAGACUCGGCCCGUAAAGACAACAUCCUGGAGACGUCCGAGUCCAUGUUCGCCUACCUCAUCGAGCGUGUCCGGAACAACCUGCACAUAGUGCUGUGUAUGAGCCCAGUUGGAGACCCCUUCAGGAACUUUAUCCGUCAGUACCCUGCUCUGGUGAACUGCACCACCAUUGACUGGUUCUCUGAAUGGCCACGUGACGCCCUGCUGGAGGUGGCUGAGAGGUACCUGGACGGCAUAGCCCUGGGGAAUGUGGAGGCAAUCCAGAGCAAGGUGGCGACCAUCUUUGUGACCAUGCACCAGUCAGUCACCGUCUUCUCUCUGCGGAUGAAGGAGGAGUUGAAGAGGCACAACUAUGUCACCCCCACUAACUACCUGGAGCUGGUGUCUGGAUACAAGAAGCUGCUGGCGGAGAAGCGCGGUGAGCUGGGCGAACAGGUGACUAAGCUGCGUAACGGACUCUUUAAGAUCGACGACACGCGUACCAAGGUGGAGGCCAUGUCUGUGGAGCUGGAGGAGGCCAAGAAGAAGGUGGCCGAGUUCCAGAAGCAGUGCGAGGAGUACCUGGUCACCAUCGUCCAGCAGAAGAGAGAAGCCGACGAACAGCAGAAGGCGGUCAGUGCACACAGUGAGAAGAUCGGUGCUGAGGAGAUUAAGUGUAAGGCCAUGGCUGAGAACGCCCAGAGGGACCUGGAUGAGGCCCUCCCUGCUUUAGCAGAGGCCAUGAAGGCGCUGGAGUCUCUGAACAAGAAGGACAUGACGGAAAUCAAGUCGUACGGCCGCCCCCCUGCCCUGGUGGAGACCGUCAUGCAGGCCGUCAUGAUCCUCUUAUGCGUCGAACCCACCUGGGCAGAGGCCAAGAGACAGCUGGGCGAGUCCAACUUCAUCAAGCAGCUGAUGCACUUUGACACGGACAACAUCUCGGACCGCGUGCUGAAGAAGAUCGGCCAGUACUGCACGCAGCCCGACUUCCAGCCCGAGAUCAUCGGACGGGUUUCGCUCGCCGCCCGAUCCCUCUGCAUGUGGGUCCGUGCCAUGGAGGUGUAUGGGCGCAUCUUCAGAGUGGUGGAGCCCAAGAGAGCUCGGCUGAACGCGGCCACGUCCCAGCUGGCAGAGAAACAGAGCAUCUUGGCAGAUUCCAAGGCCAAACUCAGAGAGGUGGGAGAGAAGCUGGAGCAGCUGAAGAGUUCCUACGAUGAGAAGCUGGCCCAGAAGGAGGACCUGCGCCGGCGCUCAGAGGACAUGGAGCUGAAGCUGGACCGCGCCGGCAAACUGGUCACCGGACUCGCCGGGGAGAGAGUGCGCUGGGAGCAGACAGUGGUGGGUUUGGAGUCUAACAUGGGCUACCUGGUUGGAGACUGUCUUUUGGCUGCAGCAUUCUUGUCCUACAUGGGCCCCUUCCUCUCCAACUACAGAGAUGAGCUCGUUACCAGCAUCUGGAUGAAGAAGAUAAGUGAGCUGCAGGUUCCGUGUUCUCCAGGCUUUAGUUUUGCAGUGUUCCUCUCCAAGCCCACGGCGGUGCGCGAAUGGAACAUCCAGGGCCUCCCGUCUGAUGCCUUCUCCACGGAGAACGGAGUCAUCGUAACCCGCGGCAACCGAUGGCCUCUAAUGGUGGACCCGCAAGGACAGGCCCUAAAGUGGAUUAAAAACAUGGAGAGCAAAAGAGGGCUGAAGGUGAUUGAUCUGCAGAUGCCGGACUUCCUGCGGGUCCUAGAGAACGCUGUCCAAUUCGGUUCACCGGUUCUGCUGCAGAACGUGCAGGAGGAGCUGGACCCGUCGCUUGCCCCCAUCCUCAACAAAUCCCUCACACGAGUGGGUGGACGUCUGCUUCUGAAGUUGGGUGACAAGGAGGUGGAGUACAACCUUGACUUCCGUUUCUACAUCACCACCAAACUGUCCAACCCCCACUACACACCCGAGAUCUCCACCAAGACCACCAUUGUCAACUUCGCCGUCAAAGAACAGGGUCUUGAGGCGCAGCUGCUGGGUAUCGUGGUGCGUAAGGAGCGUCCUGAUCUCGAGACGCAGAAGGACUCAUUGGUGAUCAACAUCGCCUCAGGCAAGAGGAAACUCCAGGAGCUGGAGGACGAGAUUCUCAGGCUGCUGAACGAGGCCACAGGCUCGUUGCUGGAUGACGUGCAGCUGGUGAACACUCUGCAGAGCUCCAAAGUGACGGCCACAGAGGUGUCCGAGCAGCUGGAGACCAGCGAGCUGACAGAGAUCAAGAUCGAUACCGCCAGAGAGGCUUAUCGGCCGUGUGCCCAGCGGGCGUCCAUCUUGUUCUUCGUGCUGAAUGACAUGGGCCGCAUCGACCCCAUGUACCAGUUCUCCCUGGAUGCCUACAUCGACCUGUUCAACCUCAGCAUGGAGAAGAGCAAGCGCAGCCACAAGCUGGAGGAGCGUAUAGCCAACCUCAACGACUACCACACCUACGCUGUGUACAGGUUCACCUGCCGAGGGCUCUUUGAGACCCACAAGCUGCUCUUCAGCUUCCACAUGUGUGCUAAGAUCCUGGAAGUGGUCGGCAAACUCAACAUGGAUGAAUACAGCUUCUUCCUCCGUGGAGGCCUGGUGCUGGAUAAGGAGGGCCAGAUGGAUAACCCGUGCACCAGCUGGCUGUCUGAGUCCAACUGGGACAACGUGACUGAGCUGGACAAGCUGACCAACUUUCAUGGCCUCAUGGCCUCCUUUGAGCAGUACCCCCGAGACUGGAACCUUUGGUUCACCAGCCCCGAGCCCGAAAACGCACCUCUGCCAGGUGAGUGGGAGAACAGCUGUAAUGAGCUGCAGAGGAUGUUGAUCGUGCGCUCUCUGCGUCAGGACCGCGUCUCCUUCUGUGUCACCUCCUUCAUCAUCAACAACCUCGGCUCUCGAUUUGUCGAGCCCCCUGUCCUAGACAUGAAGGCUGUGGUUGAGGACUCCACCACUAAGACGCCGCUGAUCUUCGUGCUGUCUCCGGGCGUGGACCCCACCGUGCAGCUGGUGCUAUUGGCCGAGACGUCGGGCAUGGGCCGCCGCUUCCACGCCCUCUCCCUGGGCCAGGGCCAGGCGCCCAUCGCCACCCGCAUGAUCAAGGAAGGCGUCAAGAACGGUCACUGGGUGUUCCUGGCUAACUGCCACCUGUCCAUGUCCUGGAUGCCUCAGCUGGAUAAGCUGGUGGAGCAACUACAGGUGGAGGACCCCCACAAAGACUUCCGCCUCUGGCUCAGCUCCUCCCCCCACCCCGACUUCCCCAUCGCCAUACUACAGGCCGGCAUCAAGAUGACCACUGAACCGCCAAAGGGCGUGAAGUCCAACAUGAAGCGUCUGUACCAUCAGGUGACGGAGGUCCAGUUCCUGCGCUGCCAGAGGCCGGUCCAGUACCGGAAGCUUCUGUUUGCUCUGUGCUUCUUCCACAGCAUCCUGCUGGAGAGGAAGAAGUUCCUUCAGCUGGGCUGGAACAUCAUCUACAGCUUCAACGACUCAGACUUCGAGGUGAGUGAGAAUCUGAUGAGUCUGUACCUGGAUGAGUAUGAGGAGAUCCCAUGGGACGCGCUCAAGUACCUCAUCGCCGGGGUCAACUACGGGGGUCACGUGACCGACGACUGGGACCGGCGCCUGCUCACCACCUACAUCAACGACUACUUCUGCGAGGGCACGGUCAACACGCCGUACUUCAUGCUGUCCUCUCUGAUAACCUACUACAUCCCUAAGGACGGGCCACAGGCAUCCUACCGGGAGCACAUCAGCCUGCUGCCGGCCGUGGAGAACCCUGAGGUGUUCGGCCAGCACCCCAACGCCGACAUCGCCAGCCAGAUCGCCGAGACGCGCACACUCUUCGACACGCUCCUCUCCCUCCAGCCGCAGGUCACCAGCACUGCCGCCACCGGGGCCAGACCCAGCAGGGAGGACAUGGUGUUGGAGCUCUCUGCUGAUGUGCUUCAGAAGAUCCCUCCUCUGCUGGACUAUGAGGGCACCAGACAGCUCCUGCAGGGAGACCCCUCACCCCUCAACGUGGUUCUGUUGCAGGAGAUCCAGAGAUACAACGCCCUGCUGCACACCAUAAGAUCUUCUUUGAUUGAGCUGGAGAAAGGCAUUAAGGGACUCGUGGUGAUGUCCAGUAGUUUAGAGGAGACCUUUAACUGCAUUUACGACGCCAGAGUACCCCCUCUGUGGGAGAAGACAUACUCGUCUCUGAAGCCCUUGGCGUCAUGGACGCGGGACCUGUGCCAGCGCGUGGACCAGUUUGCCCGCUGGGCAGAGACGGCACACCCGCCCGUCCUCUUCUGGCUCUCUGGCUUCACCUUCCCCACCGGAUUCCUCACCGCUGUACUGCAGGCCGCAGCCAGACAGCUCAACGUGUCUAUUGACACUCUAUCCUGGGAGUUCAUCGUGUCCACGGUGGACGACAACAACCUCCUCUUCCCACCCAAGGAUGGGGUGUUUAUCCGGGGGCUGUAUCUGGAGGGAGCUGGCUGGGACAAGAAGAACUCAUGUCUGGUGGAGGCUCAGCCCAUGCAGCUGGUCUGCCCUAUUCCCACCAUCCACUUCAGGCCCAUGGAGAACCGCAAGAAGAUCGCCAAGAGUAUGUACCUCUGCCCAUGCUACUACUUCCCUGUGCGCUCUGGCGGUGCUGGCCGGGCGUCAUUUGUGGUGGCAGUGGACCUGAAGUCGGGAGCCAUGCCGUUUGACCACUGGGUCAGGAGGGGCACCGCCCUACUCAUGAGUCUGGACAUGUAGAGCUCAUCUCUCACACACUCACACACACACACACACACACACACACACACAA
Molecule: messenger RNA, 13946 nt
Organism: Clupea harengus (Atlantic herring)
Lineage: Eukaryota; Metazoa; Chordata; Actinopteri; Clupeiformes; Clupeidae
Gene: dnah2
Product: dynein, axonemal, heavy chain 2
Biological process (GO): microtubule-based movement
Cellular component (GO): dynein complex
Molecular function (GO): dynein light intermediate chain binding; ATP binding; ATP hydrolysis activity
Source: RefSeq, a predicted model, not a curated record